Messenger RNA from Psylliodes chrysocephalus, 1803 nucleotides. NCBI's taxonomy places the organism in Eukaryota, Metazoa, Arthropoda, Insecta, Coleoptera, Chrysomelidae. The record is from the annotation of a GenBank genome assembly.
AUGAGAUCUGUAGCUGCUAGCUACGGGGGUGUUGAUAUCAUCGCCGAAAUAAGAAUUGCAAUAAUUCUUUGCGUGCUUCUGCCUUCUUCUUACGCAUUGUUAAACAUUGGGUGUCAUUUAAAAUGGCCUAAUUGCGGUAUAACCAUCCAAAAUAUUGUGUGUGAGCGCGAUGAAAAAUGUCUUGCUGAAGAGGGAUGCGAAAACGUCGAGUCCGACGCCGAAUUUUUAAAGUGGAUUUUACACGAACACAACAGAUUAAGGAACGAGAUCGCUACUGGUAAGGAAAGUAGAGGAUUUACUGGUGCUGCUUCAAAUAUGAUGGCUCUCUCUUAUGAUAAAGAUUUGGAAUUCACUGCUGCCUGUAAUGCCAAUAGAUGUAAAUUUGAACAUGACAAAUGUCGAGGUACUGCAAAAUUCCCCGCUGCAGGACAAAAUUUAUUCCACGCCCGUGGAAAUAGUUCAGCAUUGAGAGAAGCCGUCACAAAUUGGUUCGAAGAAAUUAAACUAAGCACUCCGGAUGUCAUUGACAAAUUUCCCAGAGGUCGUGACGAAAUUAUCCAAUUCACUCAAAUGAUUUGGGCCGACACCACCCACAUUGGCUGCGCAAGAUCCAAGAAAACCGACUCGGAUGAAUACUAUUUGGUCUGCAACUACGGCCCUGGAGGAAAUAAGAAAAAUCAUAAAGUGUACAAAAGAGGAGAAGGUUGUUCCAAAUGCCCAUUUAUGGUCCAUUGCAACGAACAAUAUCCAGCAUUAUGUGGAAAAAUAGAUCAGAACACUCUAGGAGAGGGCACAGGAAAUUCCGGUGUUGUACCAGUCAAAGAACAACCUGUCGAAGAAAAAGCACAAGAUAAAGUUGAAGCUGCACCUGUAGAUGCUGUAAAAGGAGGUAAACCAGAUGCGCCAGCAGUUCCUGGGAUUAGCUUAGGUGGAUUUGGCGGUUUAGGUUUAGGAGGAGGUUUAGGCUUAGGAGGUCAAGCAAAAGAGCAGAAGAAUGAAGAUAACAACGAGGAAAAGAAAACUACUCAAAAUGAAGAAUCUCCUAAAACUUCAACUAUUACCGACACAUCUGAUAGUGAAAGUACAACUAAAUUUGUUUCUGAAUCAUCUAUUGCUUCUGUUGUUACGAACAAUACUGACAUACCUACAACAGUUCCAUCACCAACGACAAUACAACAAUCUACUACAUUAACUAACAGUACUACUACAUUAGUUAAAAAUACUACUAAAAAAACUUUAAUUGAAAAAAUUAAGAAAAUUGGAGAACCAGAUUCUGCACAUAUUGAUAUUAGACGUCACGACAUUGGCCACUACUCCCAGCUAAUUUGGGCUAAAACGACGCAUAUUGGUUGCGCUGUGGCCAAAUCAAAACAUCCAGACGGCGACGAAUUUUAUCUAACCUGCAACUAUGGUCCGCAAGGAAAUAUGAUCGGACAAAAAGUGUACAUGAAAGGUCCACCAUGUUCAAAAUGUCCGAAAAACAUCAAAUGUAACGCUAGAUAUCCAGGAUUAUGCGGCGUUGUCGACGAAACCCAGAUUGAAAGUGGUAAAAAGAAGGUUACCGUUACUACAACUGUAACUGCAUCAACUGGGGUUGCAAACGUAACUAAUAAACAAGUUGAUGUAGAUGCUAGAGUCAUAAUUUUACAUACCAGAAAUGAAAAUGGCUUAGUAGCAAAAGCUUCGCUACUUUCAGCAAAAUAUGUCAAAAAAGCUCUGCUGGAUUAUCAUAAAGAUAUGAAUGCAACAGUUUUUAAGAACUGGUUUGCUGAACAACUUUUACCGAAUAUUUCAUCUAAUUAA